This is a messenger RNA of Penicillium argentinense, 1434 nucleotides long. Its product is annotated as flavin-containing monooxygenase. The record is from RefSeq and is a predicted model, not a curated record. The transcript has a single exon. Lineage: Eukaryota; Fungi; Ascomycota; Eurotiomycetes; Eurotiales; Aspergillaceae. Bases 1 to 1434 code for a protein of 477 amino acids.
AUGGAGGAAUUUGAUGUCGUCAUUGUUGGAGCUGGAAUUUCUGGAAUAAAUACAGCAUAUAGAGUGCAAACCGAGCUCCCAUCGUCCCGUUAUGUGAUUCUCGACGCGCGGGAGGACAUCGGAGGAACAUGGAGCUUCUUCCGCUACCCGGGGAUCCGGUCGGACUCUGAUUUGUAUAGCUUCGGCUUUGCGUGGAAACCAUGGACGGCAGGCAAAGCGAUCGCAGCAGCUCCGUUGAUCAUGAAUUAUCUUCGUGAAGCUGUAUCUGAAACGGGAAUCGAUCAACACAUUCGUUUUAAGCAUCGUGUCUCUGCUGCCGAUUGGUCGAUCAAAGAGCAAUGCUGGCAGAUUUCGGUGACAGAUACUGAUGGAAGCCCCAUACAGUUCAAGUCCAAGUUCAUCGUCUUGGGAACUGGUUAUUACGAUUACGAGAAAGGGCUUUCCGCCUCGAUCCCCGGGAUUGACAACUUUGGGGGUCCCGUUGUACACCCUCAAUUCUGGCCUGAGGACUUUGAUUAUUCGGACAAGAAUAUCGUUCUUAUUGGAAGCGGUGCGACCGCAGUUACCCUCCUACCGAACCUGGCUAAAAAGGCCGCCUAUGUCACAAUGCUGCAACGCAGCCCAACAUACAUCGUGAAAGUCGACAACAAAAAGUCUUCAAGCUGGGGUAUUCUACCUCAACACCUCUCCCUCCAACUAACCCGCCUCUUCCAUAUUACAAUCGGUAUUCUCUUCUAUAAUUUCUGUCGACUCUUCCCAUCUCGAGCCCGGAAUCUCCUUCAGUCUGGCGUGGCAAAGCAGCUCCCAACAACAGUCCCCAUGGAUCCGCACUUCACACCAACCUAUCGACCUUGGGACCAGCGCGUCUGCUUUACGCCCGAUGGAGACUUUUUCGAAGCUAUCAAAGAAGGCAAAGCCAACGUCGCAACUGGAACAAUUCGCGAAGUUGUCGAAGACGGCGUGAUCCUACAAUCUGGCGAGAAAUUAGACGCCGACGCUCUUGUCACUGCAACAGGACUCAAAAUCCAAGCCAUGGGCGGUAUUUGCAUCAGCGUGGACGGCGAGAAAAUUGAUAUUGGCGAGAAAUACGCCUGGAACAAUGCAAUGAUCCAGGACAUACCGAACUUCUUCUUUGUGGUCGGGUAUAUCAAUGCGUCCUGGACACUGGGUGCCGAUGCUACUGCAAAGUUGUUUUGUCGAUUGGUCAAGUAUAUGCAACGUCAGGGUUACCAAAGUGCUGUUGCAGGAGGGGUCGAUGCCAAAACGAUAGGCUAUCGUCCGCUGCUGGGAUUGACGUCGACGUAUGUGACGCGUGGGGGCAGUGAGCUGCCUAAAUGUGGGAAUUCGGGCCCUUGGCUACCGCGUACGAAUUACUUUUUUGAUCUUUAUAAAGCUGUCAUGGGCAACAUUACGACUGGGUUGGCUUUCAGUUAG